Messenger RNA from Kluyveromyces lactis, 828 nucleotides. It is a transcript of the gene RER2, whose product is annotated as ditrans,polycis-polyprenyl diphosphate synthase. Gene Ontology annotation, cellular component: lipid droplet; membrane; dehydrodolichyl diphosphate synthase complex. Gene Ontology annotation, molecular function: ditrans,polycis-polyprenyl diphosphate synthase [(2E,6E)-farnesyl diphosphate specific] activity. Lineage: Eukaryota; Fungi; Ascomycota; Saccharomycetes; Saccharomycetales; Saccharomycetaceae. The record is from RefSeq and is a predicted model, not a curated record. Bases 1 to 828 code for a protein of 275 amino acids. The transcript has a single exon.
AUGAGUGAUUCGGGCAGUUUUCCUGGUUAUAACCAGUUUUUAGAGAUGGUGAAGACAACUUUGGCGAAAGUGAUAAGAAGUUCGGACAAAGUACCGCAACAUGUAGCGUUCAUUAUGGAUGGUAACCGUAGGUUUGCUAAGAAGAAUAACAUGGAGGUCAAUGAGGGACAUAAUGCUGGAUUUGAAAGUAUGUGUCGUAUCCUUGAAUUGUGUUAUGAAUCAGGGAUGAAAGUUGCUACAGUAUUUGCGUUCUCGAUAGAGAAUUUUAAGAGGAGUACGUUUGAAGUGAACUGGCUGAUGGAAUUGGCAAAGGAUAAGAUUAAGCAGAUAUCUCAGCAUGGAGAAUUAGCGGAGCAAUAUGGUAUUAAAGUUCAAAUCAUUGGAGAUAGGUCGUUAUUACCGGCUGACGUUUUGAAAGAAGUGGAGUUAGCGGAAGAAAUUACUAUGAAUAAUUCAAGGGCAGUAUUGAACAUAUGCUUCCCAUAUACAGGGAGAGAAGAGAUCGUGCAUUCAAUACAGGGAAUAAUGAAAGAAACGGCCAUGGGGGAAAUUGAUUAUAGAGACAUUGACGAACAAACGAUAGAGGAUCAUUUAUAUACACAGGGUCAGCCACCUGUGGAGCUUUUGAUAAGAACAAGUGGAGUCACCAGGCUCAGCGAUUUUUUGCUAUGGCAACUAAGUAACAGAGGAUGUACCAUUGAGCUGGUAGAUUGUCUCUGGCCGGAGUUCACGCCAUUUAGCAUGCUUAAAAUAUUGAUAAAAUUUGCAUUUAAGAAGACAUACUCCCCCUCUAAUGAAGAAGACGAUGAGUUAAAAAAGAAAAAAUAA